Molecule: messenger RNA, 1448 nt
Organism: Wallemia mellicola CBS 633.66
Lineage: Eukaryota; Fungi; Basidiomycota; Wallemiomycetes; Wallemiales; Wallemiaceae
Product: glycoside hydrolase
Exons: 4
Coding region: 60-1328 (422 amino acids)
Biological process (GO): glucan catabolic process
Cellular component (GO): extracellular region; cell surface
Molecular function (GO): beta-glucosidase activity
Source: RefSeq, a predicted model, not a curated record
UAAGAAGCGUAUUAAUUUCCUUCUUCCAUCUUUUCGUUUAGAACAAACAAACAAACAAGAUGAAAUAUUUAAGUGGGCUCACACUCGCAGCUGUAUUAGCUGGCCUUAGUGCGUGCUCAGCCAUGCCGCAACCAGCUAAAAGAGCAGUCGGGGAUUUAGUUCGUGGUGUCAAUUUAGGAGGUUUACUUGUCCUUGAGCCAUGGAUCACUCCUCAAUUAUUCGACGAAACAGGAGAUGGUCGAGUUAUUGACGAGUACACACUCGGUCAAUAUGUUGAUGAAGCGACGGCUGAAUCAUUAAUUAGCGAACAUUUGCGUACAUUUAUAACAGCUGACGAUUUAGCACAAAUUAAAGCUGCGGGAUUGAACGCAGUUCGUAUCCCAUUCCCUCAUUGGGCUGCCGUACCAACCGAUGAACCAUUCUACGAUUUCGGCCGUUUCGACAAGCUCAAAGAGGUAGUUGGUUGGGCUCGUGAUCAAGGAAUCCGCGUUUGGGUUGAUUUACAUACUGCCCGCGGUUCACAAAAUGGUUUCGACAACUCCGGUCAUAAAGGUGAAGCAACCUGGCACACGAACCAAGAUAAUGUCAAUAACGCACUCGACGCUAUUUCAGCACUUGCUGAAGAAUUCGCUAAACCAGAGUACGCUGGUGCAGUCGAGGUUAUUGAGCUUAUGAAUGAGCCUGCAAGUUUCUUGUCACCAGACAUUGACGGUGUCGUACGUCAAUACUACUACGAUGGUUUCGGUCGUUUGGCUGACUCUGGUGGUCAAUUUGCUACUGGACUUCACGAUGCUUUCGAAGACAUCAACAGCUGGGAUGGUUUCAUGACUAGUCCAGAUUUCGAGAAUAUCUGGAUGGAUGUACACAGAUAUCAGGUAUUCUCUCCAGAAGAACUCUCAAGAUCUGAUGACGAGCGUAUCGCUUUCGCUUGUAAUUAUGGACCAGAGUUAGAACAACACUCACUCAACCACCAUUGGACUGUCUGUGGUGAGUUCACAACCGCACGUACGGAUUGUGCAACAUACCUCAACGGACGUGAUGGUGACCUCAAGCGUUGGGAUGGUUCUUUCCCUGGAAGCUACUACCAAGGUGGAUGCGACUACUUCUACGGUAAUAACGGCGCGGACUACCCAGAAGAUUACAGACAGUUCCUCAGAAAAUACUACGAAGCUCAAAUCGACGCCUUCGAACGCGGUUCCGGUUGGUUCUUCUGGACUUGGCACACUACUGGUCCUAACGCCGCCGACUGGAGCUACAAGAGGAUGCUUGAACUUGGUAUCUACCCUCAAGACCCAGCCGACAGAAUUUACCCUAACAUCUGCGGAUAACAAUAGAAAUCGGAACAUCGUAUAAUAUCUCAUCUUCUCAUCUUUCUUUCUUAAAUCUCAUAUAGUUGUGUGUUUUUCCUUUAUUAAUGUACCUAAUAAAUUAGCUAAUAUACAACAUAC